Messenger RNA from Racocetra persica, 1982 nucleotides. Lineage: Eukaryota; Fungi; Glomeromycota; Glomeromycetes; Diversisporales; Gigasporaceae. The record is from the annotation of a GenBank genome assembly.
AUUCAGAUGGAAAUACGAUAUGUAAAGCUAUUCUUGACCCUAAUGCAUAUCUGAUACCAAAACCCACAAAUUCAUUAAAAUCGUUUACAUUUUAUCCACCUAAAAACAAAAAUACCUAUUACUUUGAUGCAACAUUCGAACCAGAUAUGAGAGACUUAUUGGAAUAUGCAGCAGCUAAAGUACAAGAUAAAUUAAGAUAUAUUAAAGAUGUUAUUGUUCCUAAUAUGGGGGAUUCAAUUCCUCAAAAUUUGCAAGAAUCUUAUAUAAAAUUUUUAAUUGAAAUAUUCACCGAUGCUACUAGUAUUGAUGCAUUAAAAGAUUAUUUAAAAGAUUUAAAAGUCAUUCCAAACCAAACAUUUACACUUUUCUGCGCAAGAGAUUUAUUUGAUCAAAAGCAUCAAUUAUUUAAAUUUGUUUAUAAAGAUUCUAAUAGAUUUCUUCAUAAUAGUCUUCAAGAUAAUUCAUAUUCUUUAAAGGUACUUGAAGAAAUUGGAUUUAGAAGAAAUGUUACACCGGAGAUUUACAUUAGAUGUGCAGAAGAAAUUCAAAGUAAAUUUCAAAAUAAUGAGAAUGAUUUAUUUAAUAAAAGGGAAAUUAUAAGUUCAGCAAAAAGAACAAUUUUUUAUUUUUAUGAUCACCAAUCCGAACUAACAUUUUCAGAAGAAGAAUGGAAAGAAUUAUCAAAAAUUAAAUUUGUUCCAACAUCAAAAAUCAAAUGUGGACCAAAUAGAGUGCUAAAUGAAUUAUAUUCUCGUUAUGGUAAAAGUGAUUCAGAUGAAUUAGAAUGCUUUGAAAAUUUAUGUCAUCCAAAAUAUAUGAAUCUUGCAUGGACUCAAUUAGCAUUCUUUGAAGAUGAACCACCCGAAAAUGUUUUAAGAAAUUAUGAAAAUCUUGGUUUACCGACUAUUCCAACAAUCAUUAAUCAUUUAAAAGCCAUUCAAUCAACAAUAACAAAAUCGGAUGAAUGGAAAGAAUUGGGAGAUGUUGGUAGUCGAUUAAUAUUUGAAGAAUUAGAGCAUAUUUAUAAAAAAUUGGAAAAUGACUGUGAAGAAUUAAGAUCAUACUUUCCUAAAGGGCUUAAAAGACUUCAAAUAUUUUUGAAUGGUAAAGAUCCAUUUAAUUCGUAUGAUUGGGUUGCAGCACCACAACUUGAUUUAAAGAUUGAAAAAGAUUUCAGUCCAAGAAGAAGAGUUGUUGCCAGUCAUCUUUUAAAAUAUCCGAAACUUUUAGAAUUAGCUGGUGUAAAUUCACCUGAUAUUCCUAUUUGGUCAAAAACAGAACCAAAAGAAGAAAAUACCAAUCGACUAUCUAAAUCUAUGAUAAAAUUUUUAGAUGCUGGAAACAACACGCCUUUUAAUAAUGUCUUGUUUAAUGUUAAAGGAGAAGAAAUUUAUGCAAACUCUUCAAUAUUAAUUUGUGCAGCACCAUAUUUUGAAGACUUAUUCUCUGAACCUUCAACAAAUUUUAAUGAAACAUAUGAAGACAUUGAACCUGAUUCAUUUCGCAUAUUAUUAAGGUGGUUAUAUGGAGAAUCGUUAUCUGAAGCUAUACAAAAUUCUGAAAAAAAGGAAAAUGAAAAUACAUUCUUUCAAGCUUGCAAAGGUUUAUUAUUGGCAUCUGAAAAAUUUGACAUUGAUACCAUUAAAGAAUUGAUUGAAUAUAAAUUAGUGAUGUAUAUAAAUGACGAUUUCGUUGAUGAUAAUUUAGGAAAAAUUAAAGAAUUGGCUGAUGAAUUUGAAUUAGAUGAUCUUGUUAAAUAUUGUGAAAGCGUAGAAGAAGUGAUGAAAGAUGAAGAUGAAGAGUCAGAUAGUCAUACAGAUGUAGGAGAAAGUAGUAAUGUUGGGAUUACUAAAAAAUCUACUAACAACAACAAUUCAAAGACAAUUGCGCCAUCGAAACCUAAUUUCAUGGAUAGUCUUAAAUUUAGGUUUAUCAAAAGCCGUUUUUCGAAACCAAAUACGAAACGUGGAUCUGAGUCGUAA